GUCAUGAUUAUGUCAUUCUCAACAAAAAGAACGCUUUAGUGUAAACUCCUUGCACUGGUGUGCACAGAAAGUGUUUCGAAAAAAAACAGACUUAAUAUAUUAACCGGGUCUGGUAAAUUUUUGGUACAAAAAAUUGUUUGUUCUGGCAACACUGACAUUACCUAAAACGUAUGAUUUUCACGAUAGGCAUAAAAAUGAACAUGACCUACAUUACUUGAUCUGAUGAAAUGUGAAGCUCUAUCGUACAUAAUAGAAUAUAAAACCUUUAUUAUCAGCCGAUAUAUGAGUUAUACUACGUUGUCAAUAAGUAGAAUCCAAGAUAUCUAGAUCUUUUCGUCGAAGUUGUUUGUAAAAUCGGAAAACCAUCGGAAUCGUUGAACAACAAAAAUGGCGUAUCGUGGUGUUAAAGGUUCUGAUCCGUUUGUGUCAAAAACCUCGCGAAAUGAACGUUUCGCGCAAAUGUCGAAGCAAGAACAAAUUAUUCAACAAAAGAAGCUGGAGAUCCAGGCGAAAAUGCAAGAACAGAAAGCGAAAGAAGCCGUCGAAUGCAUGAAAAAGUCAAAUUCAUCGGCCUCUACAACAACAAGCAGUAAAGGCAAUGGUCCAAAGGAUGAAAAUGAAAAACUCACCUCAUCCUACUGCAUGAAUGUAUUUGCCAACGAUGGCAGCUUUUUGGAUCAGUUUAAGAGAAUAGCAAAUAAUAAAGGAACUAGCAAACAAGAGAUACAAGAUAAAUACGAAGAUAAGAGAAGAGAUGACAAGUGCUAUGAUGUUAGAGAAAGAGACAGAGAUAGAAAACAUCGAAAUGAGAAAACUAGAGAUUGGGAUAGUCGACGAGACCGUAGGAGAAACGAUUCACGUUGGGGAAGAAGUUCAGAUAAUAGAAAACAUAGUUCCUCCUCAAGUCCAUCGCCUACUAGACAUAGAUCACCAUUAAGCCCAGAGACACGACAUAGUUAUAAUCAGUCUCAGAAUGGGCAGCGUGUACAGUUUAGUCAGCAAUUUCCAAUUCACAAUAAUAAUCACAUUUCUUCCAUCCCGUCUCUCAUGUCUCAGCCAGUGAUGCAAAUGACAAAUAUUCCUCCGCCAACUAUGAGGAAUUUGACACCAAAUAUCCCAUCUGUGCAUCUGCAGAGGCUGCCAGUAUCAAAGAAUUUUAACAAUAAUUACACUAAUAUAAACGAUCAUUCUAACAGUGCCAGAAUGCAAGUUGCACCACCACCACAUAUUAUACGUCCUCCGCCUCCACCACCUCCUAUCCAAAGCAUUCCGCCCAAUACAAAUGUUCCUCCGCCUAACAUGCAGAUUUCUCAGACUAUGCCUAUGGCCAAUUUAUCUUCAAACGGGCAACAGCACAUCAUACAAAAUCCACAACAAUGUAACAUACAGCCACCAGCAUGCAAUGCUAACUUACAACCACCCAAUAUUCCUCCUCCUAACAUACCACCACCAAACAUUUUGCCAUCGAUGUCGCAGAUGCCACCGACUAUGAUGCCUAUCACUGGCUCGCAAACCAUUGUGGUGACAGUACCGAAUGUAGCUAAUGUUCCACCGCCAAGUGUGAUAACGCCUAUGAUAAUGUCAGCGCCUCCGCCAGUGCAUACUGUUUCAUCGACGAUCAAUUCUGUUCCACCGCCAAACCUGAAUAUCCCCCCGCCAAACGUACCACCUCCCUCUGUCAUACAAAAUGCAGCACCGCCACCGUGUCUCAUGUCCACCAGCUAUGCCCUUUCUAAUCAGGUACCAAUUUCGGUGGGCCCACCUAACGUACAAAUACCACCACCUGUGAGACCACCGAUCAACCUACAGAGUUCCGAACAAGUGUGUCUAGUAGAGGCUGAGCAACUGGCACGCAUUGUGGCUGACUGUGGAGAUGAAAUUGAACAAGAAGUACGCGAGAAGAACGCUCAAGAUCCUAAAUUAUGGUUUCUGCACCAAAAGCAAAGUGCAGCGUAUCUCCAGUACAGGGGAUUGGUUUCGAAAUUACGCGCCGAGAAGCCAGAUAAGGAUAAGAAGAACAGUGGUGCUGAACUGUAUUGUCCUGAGGAAGCACUUAGUGACAAUGAUGAUAACAUGGAUAAGUCUCAAAAGCACAAUACGCUAUAUGUAGAUCAACCGAAGGACGAUAAUAAAGAGGAACGCAAAAGAAGAAGACGUAGUCGUUGGGGCGACGCGGACAUUAAAAUUCUCGUUACAGAAACAAAUGUAUCUCCCAAUAUUAGACCAGGUGCUGCACUUUCGCAACCUGGUAUAGCUAUACCGGGACAAAUCGGACAACCUGCUGUUAUAAUACCCUCUCCGCCCAAGGGGCAGCAUGUUAAAUCGAAGAAUCCGAUGCUUACAAAGAUUUCACGAAACGACCCGGCACUUAUCCAUUAUGCGAGACAAACUUUCGGCACACUCGAUCUGAGCGAAGAACAAUGGAAAAAGGCAGAGGAUCAUUAUAAGAUAAAUAUUUUGUACCAAAAUCUCUUAAGGAAGAGGGAGGAAGUGAAACGUUUGGAGGCGCAAGGAAAACACAAAUACGAGUACGACAGUGACGAAGAGACGGAAGGUGGUACAUGGGAACACAAACUCAGAUCCGCUGAAAUGGAAGCGACGCAAAUGUGGGCUGAGGAAUUAACAGCGCAGGCGGAAGGUAAACACCACAUUGGCGAUUUUCUACCACCAGACGAGCUGAAGAAAUUUAUGGAGCAAUAUAACGCCGUGAAGCAAGGGAAAGAGCCUGACUUGAGCGAUUACAAGGAAUAUAAAUUAAAGGAAGAUAACAUAGGUUUUCAAAUGUUACAAAAGCUUGGAUGGAGUGAAGGACAAGGUUUGGGUAGCGAAGGUAGCGGCCGUAUUGAGCCAGUUAAUAAGGCGACAAAUAGGCUCGAUAGUGCAGGUUUAGGAUCUGAGAGACCGGAUGGUGUAUCCAGAGACGAUGAUGAAUUUGACGCGUAUAGAAAAAGAAUGAUGCUCGCAUAUAGAUUUAGGCCUAAUCCAUUAAUACUGACUUACUUGUCAGAAGAUACAAUCUGUCAGAAGGUCAGCAGUGCAGAUAGAAGAGCAGCAGUGAUCUAGAUAGAUUAGAAUCAAUUUAUUGAAUAAUUACUUCGAUAUUGAAAACCUCGAAAAAGAGGUCGUAUUAUCAGUAGGGAAGAUGAGAGAGAUUUGAUAUCAAGGAGAGUUGGGACAAUGUUAUUUUCUAUCUACAUUUGA
Dinoponera quadriceps is the source of this 3201-nucleotide messenger RNA. Its product is annotated as SURP and G-patch domain-containing protein 1-like. The transcript has 9 exons. Gene Ontology annotation, biological process: RNA processing. The coding region runs from base 388 to 3063 and encodes 891 amino acids. NCBI's taxonomy places the organism in Eukaryota, Metazoa, Arthropoda, Insecta, Hymenoptera, Formicidae. Gene Ontology annotation, molecular function: RNA binding. Gene Ontology annotation, cellular component: nucleoplasm. The record is from RefSeq and is a predicted model, not a curated record.